Messenger RNA from Mus pahari (shrew mouse), 861 nucleotides. It is a transcript of the gene Scnn1d, whose product is annotated as sodium channel epithelial 1 delta subunit. Lineage: Eukaryota; Metazoa; Chordata; Mammalia; Rodentia; Muridae. The record is from RefSeq and is a predicted model, not a curated record.
AUGCCUCAGGGGUGCUCUUCUGUGCUUCUAUUAAAGCAGUGUUGGGGCUACCCAGUCAUCAUGGCACUGUCCCCACACUCUGAGUGCAAAUUCUUCCCAUCUAUUGGUCUAUGUGAUGAAAACUCACAUCAGGAAACCCACGAGGCUCUCCACAGGGACACUGACCAUGCCUACAGGCCAGAUCUCAUUUGCCAACAUCUGGAAGUUCUUGUUGCUUUUGCCUGGGAAAACAUCAAUGCUCUCUACAAGUUCUACUUUAGAGAAAAAUGGGACACCUCCUUUGUUGAAGUCCCCAGCCACAAACUCCACUUUCAGCUGAACCACAGGAUUCAUCUGCAGCAUCUGAGUCAUCUGGGCAGUCAGUACAAAGUGGGCUUCAGACUGAUGAGCUCUGGGACUCAAGGAGGUGGCAACUGUUUCUACUGUGCCUACUCCUCAGGUGUGCCAACUUCUCAGGAAUGAUAUUGCUUCUUCUAUGUGGACAUUUUGGUUGCUGCCUGGGAAGAUGGUCACCAAAGUCGUGACAAGGUGCAUUGGCUUGGAAGUCCCUGUUGCCUCUGCACUGGUGGUGCUAAGACCAUGGACGUGGGACUGCUGUAUAAUACCUCAAACACUAUGCAGGCAUGCCUGGUGUCCUGCUUCCAGCAGCUGAUGGUGGAGAUCUGCUCCAGCAAGAUCCCAGUUCUGCAGCCACAAACAGCAUCCAUCCAGCCUAGGGGGCUUCCCAGUGGCCUUCAGUCAAACCUACUAUGCAGUGUGACCAAGGUGAGCAUUCUCCACCAGGGGCUUAACUACCAUGUUGUGGAUGAGGCAACAAUACACUCUGUUCCACAGGGGCACUAUGCCAUGGGCAGCCCCUGA